This is a messenger RNA of Papaver somniferum (opium poppy), 1103 nucleotides long. RefSeq names its product vesicle-associated membrane protein 724-like. Gene Ontology annotation, cellular component: membrane. The record is from RefSeq and is a predicted model, not a curated record. The transcript is spliced from 5 exons. Gene Ontology annotation, biological process: vesicle-mediated transport. NCBI's taxonomy places the organism in Eukaryota, Viridiplantae, Streptophyta, Magnoliopsida, Ranunculales, Papaveraceae. Bases 160 to 825 code for a protein of 221 amino acids.
GAAACAAACAAUAAAAAAAAAACACCUCCCCAACAUCCAACAAACAACUGGAUCUUCAAAUUCAAGUUCAGGGUUCUUCUCCUCUCUCUCUCUCUCUAUAUAUAUAUACGUUCUUCUUUACACAGUGAAUAUUGAUUUAGAAGAAAAAAGAAAGAAAAUAUGAGUCAAGAAUCGUUUAUAUAUAGUUUUGUCGCGAGAGGAACAAUGAUAUUAGCUGAAUAUACAGAGUUUACUGGUAAUUUUCCAGCGAUUGCAACUCAAUGUCUUCAAAAACUUCCUUCUACUAAUAACAAGUUCACCUACAACUGUGAUCAUCAUACUUUUAAUUUCCUUGUUGAAGAUGGAUAUGCAUACUGUGUUGUUGCCAAAGAGACGGUUGGGAAGCAUGUAUCUAUAGCUUUUUUGGAACGUGUGAGAGCAGAUUUCAAGAAGAGAUAUGGAGGUGGUAAAGCUGAUACUGCCAUUGCUAAAAGUCUUAACAAGGAGUUUGGUCCUGCUAUGAAGGAACACAUGUGUUACAUCAUUGAACAUGCUGAUGAGAUUGGAAAGCUAUCAAAAGUGCAGGCACAAGUUUCAGAAGUUAAAAGUAUUAUGAUUGAGAAUAUAGACAAGGUUGUUGAUAGAGGGGAGAAAAUAGACAUUCUGUCCGAGAAGGCUGCAGACCUGAACUCAAAUGCACAAGAGUACAAGAAAAAGGGAACACAAUUGAGGCGAAAGCUGUGGUAUCAAAAUAUGAAAAUCAAGCUGGUUGUUCUUGCGGUUCUCUUGAUUCUGGUGUUGAUAAUAUGGCUUUCUAUUUGUAAAGGCUUUGACUGCACGAAUUAGCACAUAUCAAGAGUACAAUUCAAUCACUCAAGCGGUAACAGAAGUUAAUCAUGAAACAAUAAGAUAUAAGGGAAGAAGAUUCAGAAAUAGACUGCUAUAAGAGCCUUCCAUAACUACGUCAAGACGGUAUCAAACAUCAUCAUAGAAAAUAGUUGAGCUGUAAAAAGGAAUAUAUAAAUAUAUUUGUGGUCUUCCCUUUUAUUUUCUUAUUUUUAGAACAAAGUAAUAAUGUGUAACUGAUCAGUUAGAUUGUUUGUGGUUCCUUAUUUGGUGAUUCA